CCCGAAUUGCGUCAGAAGCGCCUCUUCGUCUGCAUCUAUAAAACUGUCGGCGACGAGAGAAUCCCACCGGAAACCUAACUCUUUCCGGUGAAAACGCCGCCGAGCUGUAAUUCAUCUCAAUCUGAGUCUUCAGUUUCGAUUCUCUGCCGAUUAAGAUGGAAGGAGGUGAAGGAAGUAGCGCCGCCGCGGGAGUGGUUCCGGAAUCAGCAAUGGAGGCUGUGAAACAAACGCUGGCCUACCUCAAGGAACUGAAACCGCAGCUUGAGCAGAUGGUGGCUUUAGCCGAGCCAGAGGUUCUUGCCCAAAUGCAGCCAUUGAAGCGAGCUAAGGUUUUGUUCUUGCUCGCCCAAGCCACAACAACUAUUUUCGAUCUGAGGCUGAGAUGUACUGGCGCUGAUCCCGAUGAUCAUCGUGUGAAAUCGGAAAUUGAGCGGCUAAACGUGUACAGAGAGAAGUUACAGCGGUCUAUGGAUCAAAGCAAAGAACCGUUGCGUCCGAGUACUGUCUUAAAUCGUCAGGCAGCAACUCGUUUCAUCGAACACUCUCUGCCUGAUCUUACAUCGGCCCAAAAGCAAAACAUUAGAGACCUCAGUAAAGGAGAGAAAUCAAGGAUCAGGUAUUCAGAAACAAGUGCGAAAAAGAGGAAAUACCAAUCAAAUGAGAAACAGUCUGUUCAGUCUGCUGCAAAAGAAUUUCUUGAAAAGGCAGCUCGUGAGCUUAAUGGUAACAAUGAAAAUGGUUUGAAGGGACCUCUAAUGGCGGCAGCUGAUGGUUCAGAUGAUGUUGAAGUUGGUACAGCUUGAUUACCACCAAAUUUAUCAUGCUGCUUCUCCUUUUUGGAUUGUGUUUGUGGCAUGCACCAUGGUGACGUCACCAUCGUUCUUCCGAGAGAAGUUGGUUUUCUCAACUCAUCUAUAAUGGUGUGUUUUUUUUUGUUGGAACUAUAGUUAGGAUUGGUGUAUGCUGUACAUUGCAUUAUGUUAGCAACUGAUUUCAGAAGAAGUUCGUCUAAUAUAAUCGGGAAUACACCAU
Molecule: messenger RNA, 1032 nt
Organism: Eutrema salsugineum
Lineage: Eukaryota; Viridiplantae; Streptophyta; Magnoliopsida; Brassicales; Brassicaceae
Product: nuclear nucleic acid-binding protein C1D
Exons: 6
Coding region: 156-803 (215 amino acids)
Biological process (GO): maturation of 5.8S rRNA; regulation of gene expression
Cellular component (GO): exosome (RNase complex); nucleolus
Molecular function (GO): DNA binding; RNA binding
Source: RefSeq, a predicted model, not a curated record